UCGACGUUUAGCAAACCCUCCUCCUCAAUUUUCUCAUUCUUCUUCCCUUCUCAGCGAAACUCGUGCAAUUAUGGCGAUCAGUUCCUUCAAGCAAGAGCAUCCUCUCGAAAAGAGACAAGCUGAAGCUUCUCGAAUCAGAGACAAGUAUCCAGAUAGAAUACCCGUCAUUGUUGAAAGAGCCGAGAAGAGUGAUGUCCCUGAUAUUGACAAGAAAAAGUACUUGGUCCCAGCUGAUCUGACAGUUGGUCAGUUUGUUUAUGUUGUGAGGAAGAGGAUCAAGCUCAGUCCUGAGAAAGCCAUCUUCAUUUUCGUCAAGAACAUCCUUCCACCAACUGCUGCGAUAAUGUCUUCCGUUUAUGAAGAGCACAAGGACGAAGAUGGGUUUCUCUACAUGAGUUACAGUGGGGAGAACACGUUCGGGAUCUUCUAAUGCCCAUGGAGCUCUUCCAUAUCUCUGAACCUGGUGGAUGCAUGCAUGUACAUUCUUUCUGUUUCUCUCUGCUUAGUUAUGUCUGAAGCUAUGGAACUUGCUUUGUUAUGAUGAACAUAUUCAUCUCUUGUACUCUACUACGUUUUCAUGGUCUUGCUUUGAUUUGAUGCUACUACUAUUAAUCCCAUUCGUCACGAUCUCUCUCUCAAGUUUCCAAAUUAUCAUUUCAA
This is a messenger RNA of Eruca vesicaria subsp. sativa (arugula), 660 nucleotides long. The record is from the annotation of a GenBank genome assembly. NCBI's taxonomy places the organism in Eukaryota, Viridiplantae, Streptophyta, Magnoliopsida, Brassicales, Brassicaceae.